ACAGGCCGCUGCUACCCACGACAGUGAACCUCCGGGCGUACGGCGGCAGCCAGCUGGUGGUGACGGGCGUCAUCACAGCAUCGGUGGAGACGGAGGACGGGCGGAGCUGCCAGGGCCGCCUGUACGUGGUGGACGGCGGCACGCCACUGCUCGGCAGGGACCUCCAGAAGAGUCUCUGCAUCUCCACCUGGCACGGCUCCACAGUGUAUGAGGUCGAUCGACAGCCGGGACGAUCCAGUGACGUGGAGGCCGGCAACGAUCAGGACAGCGCUACACAGAGAUGUUCCUGUUCUCGUACCGGAGUACGGUGCAGGCGACCACUGGAAGGAGCCCGGCUGAGCUGCUUCACGGACGACCAAUGAGGGGCAAACUCAGCGCGGCACUGGACGUCGGCGGACGUCAUCCAGCGAGACCUGGUGACCUGCAUGAGCACGUGAAGCGGAAACAAACCUAUCAGAAGACGUACUUCGACCGCUCCCACGGAGUCAAGACGCCCAGCUUCUCUGUGGGAGACCAGGUCCGUCACCGGCUUCCUCCGCAGGCGCGGAAGGGGCAGCUCCGGUUUUCGGCGACGAAAAGGAUCGUGCAGCAGCGGGGGCCAGCGAGCUAUCUGCUGGAUGACGGCACCCGCGUCCACGCUGACCGCCUGACGCGGAGCGCCGGUAGCUGCCCAGCAGAGGUCGACGGCCGGAGAGGCGAGCCGGUGCAGCCGGACGGUGCAGCUGACCGGACGGGACCGGCUGACGCGGAGCUGGAGUCGUCUGGCGACCGCGACCGGCUGGAGCAGCAGGAGCAGGACAGGCUGGAGGCGAUACCGGAACCAGAGACAACUGACAGUCACCUCCGGCUGGACGGGCAGCAGCUGGACGUGCCGCCGGCGCCCCUGGAGGCGGACGAAACGACCAGCGGCCGCUCGUCGACGCAGCCUGACACUGGGACGGCGACAGGGACUGGAGGGCGACGGACGCGAACCGACCUUCAGCAAGGGCAGACGAGCACGGCGGAGGAGGAGUCUGGUGUCGUCCGACCAAGGCUGCCGGAGACGGGCACAGGAGUGACAACGAGAUCGGGAAGAGCUGUUCGCGCUCCAGUGUACUAUGGAUUCAAUACUUAACCGGUUGUCGUACUGUAAUAAUCGCCUGAGGUCUCGGAUGUCGUUCUGCUUUUGCGUCUGCUGUACUUAGAAGUUCAGUUACUUUGCACUUUACUGGCACGGGCGAAUAUGAGCUGUGAAAUGAA
Molecule: messenger RNA, 1239 nt
Organism: Amphibalanus amphitrite
Lineage: Eukaryota; Metazoa; Arthropoda; Thecostraca; Balanomorpha; Balanidae
Exons: 2
Coding region: 281-1114 (277 amino acids)
Source: RefSeq, a predicted model, not a curated record